Dacryopinax primogenitus is the source of this 1818-nucleotide messenger RNA. RefSeq lists its product as uncharacterized. Gene Ontology annotation, cellular component: membrane. Gene Ontology annotation, molecular function: sucrose:proton symporter activity. NCBI's taxonomy places the organism in Eukaryota, Fungi, Basidiomycota, Dacrymycetes, Dacrymycetales, Dacrymycetaceae. The record is from RefSeq and is a predicted model, not a curated record. Bases 1 to 1818 code for a protein of 605 amino acids. The transcript has 13 exons.
AUGGUCGCAGCUGGGUUACCUUCCACGAUAGAGGAAGUGGAAGGUCACAGGCGGUGGUCUGGCUAUGCAUCCGUCCGAGGACCAAGAUGGGCAAGAAUGUCCUUGUUGACCGUUUGUCUUCUGGGUCUACAAAUGACGUGGUCAAUUGAAAUGAGCUAUGCCUUUCCAUAUCUUCUCACUAUGGGAGUUUCGAAGGCGCUGAUGUCUCUUGUUUUCGUGGCGGGACCGCUCUCUGGGCUCGUUGUGCAACCAGUGAUUGGCGUAUUCGCUGAUCGGUCAAAAUCGCGCUGGGGUCGUCGACGACCUUUCAUGUUGGCGGGCUGCAUGAUCAGCAUUGGGUCACUACUUCUCCUUGGCUUUACACGCAACUUUGUAUCUAUUUUGGUGGAUGCCUCCACCCAGCUGGGGCAAUCGGUCACGGUUAUUUUUGCGACUGUUUCGAUCUACUUCCUUGACUUUUCCAUCAAUGCAGUUCAAGCAAUGGAUCGUGCGUUGUUAGUAGACACGCUCCCUGCAUCGGAGCAGGAGCUUGGAAAUGCCUGGGCGGCGCGAUUGAUGGGCCUUGGAGGAGUGUUGGGUUUUUUCAUGGGUUACAUGGACCUUGUUGCAUGGUUUCCAUUCUUAGGGCGCACCCAGCUGCAAGUUCUGGUGGUCAUCGGUUCUAUCAUUCUGUUGGGUACCCACAUCCUCACAGCUGUGUGUGUCACAGAGAAAGUGCUUGUUGAUGACACAGACGACGGGUCCCGAGCCGGUCUUUUCCGAAACAUGGGGGACAUAUGGCGCAACAUCCAAACAUUGCCGCCACGCAUCCGUCGGAUUUGCAUUAUACAAUUUUUCAACUGGAUUUCAUGGUUUCCCAUACUGUUUUAUUCGUCUGAAUGGGUCGGCGAGAUUUACACUCGAACUCAGGUGACAAAAGGUCGAAGUCCAGAUGACCCUGAGAUCUUGUCUGAAGCAAUGCGCAUCGGAUCUGAGGCCCUUUUUUGGCAAGCUGUGGUCGUUCUCAUCACAAUGAUUCUAUUGCCUGCCCUUCUGGUGUACGCCGAGGAUGCGUUUGCCUCCCGAACCGCUAUGUCCGAGCGACCUGCAACAUGGCCCUCGUCAUGGCUCCCUAUUCGUGUGCUACGUGUUAUUACACUCCCCUAUCUUUGGGCCAUCUGCCAUCUACUUUUCGCAGUUAUGAUGUUCUUGACCUUCAUUACGCAUUCCGUAUGGGAGGCAAGUUGCAUAUUGGCGGUCCUGGGCAUUCCGUAUGCAGUCACUAGUUGGGCACCAUUUUCUUUGCUCGGCGAGGCCAUUCAGGCAGAGGUGGAAGCAGUAGUCGGAGAAGAAGUGUUUGCACUCCAAGACCGUGAAAUGCCUGGCGCUGUUGGUAGCAGUGCCGAACGGACUGCCUUAAUUUCCUCCACAGAUGAGGACGAGGGUAUCGACUUGCCGCAAAUGAAUAUGCACUCUGGCAAACCUGACCAGGAAUUGCCCAGUACCGGCGCCCUUGAUAUAGGCACCGAAGUGGCCCACGUGGAGAGGCCGCGUAAGAGCAACCAUCUUUCCGAGAAAGCGGGGAUUAUGCUGGUAGGCUGUUACCUGACAUCCCAGGGUAUUCACAACAUUUUCGUCGUAAUCCCUCAGUUCCUCGUGAACGGGCUGUCCGCUAUCGUCUUUGCUCUGUUAGCCUCUCAUCAAGCUGCACUUCAUGACCGUACAGAAGAUGCACUCAACGUCCGUACCAAUGACACCGUUACCAUAGUCCCGGUAACGCCUACCGCCCAAGAUGUGGAUUCAAUUGGUGUAAUUCUUCGGUGCGUAUCACUGCCGUGA